CCACAACCUGACUAUUUUCUUCUCAUAAUGGCUUCAAAAGCAGCGGCAGCCGCGGUGGACUUCACCCGUAUCUACUCUUCGCUCGGGCUCUCCAAGGAGACCGUCGCGGCUCUCCAAGCCUUCCGCAAGCGACACGGGGAUGCCCAGCGCAUUCAGACGCAAUAUGCCUCCCAGCCGACGACGGUCGACCUCGCACAUUACCGCUCUGUGCUCAAGAACAAGGCAGUCGUAGACGAGGCGGAGAAGAUCCUCCGGGACUUCAAGCCCGUCACGUACGACGUGAACGCCCAGAUUAAGGCGAUCGAGACAUUUGAGGCGAAGGCGGUGGUCAAGGCAAAGGAGACAACGGAGAAGAUUGACAUCGAGUUGAAGGACCUCCAGGCGACCCUCGCCAAUAUUGAGGAUGCUCGUCCAUUCGAGGACCUCACUGCGGAGGAGGUUGGCAACGCCCACCCGCGCAUUGUCGAGGCCGUCGAGAACAUGAUCAAGAAGGGCAAGUGGACAGUGCCAGGUUACAAGGAGAAGUUUGGCGAUCUUUCUCUCAUGUAAUCCGUCUAUUUCAGGACAUUGCAAUAGAAGGUGGACGUGUGUGACGCUCCUUGUAAUCGUCUCAUUGUUGCAUGAGCUGACAGCUUAAUAUGAGCAUUGCUUUGAA
Messenger RNA from Postia placenta MAD-698-R-SB12, 655 nucleotides. RefSeq lists its product as hypothetical. Gene Ontology annotation, molecular function: proton transmembrane transporter activity. The record is from RefSeq and is a predicted model, not a curated record. Gene Ontology annotation, biological process: proton motive force-driven ATP synthesis. Bases 28 to 549 code for a protein of 173 amino acids. The transcript has 7 exons. Lineage: Eukaryota; Fungi; Basidiomycota; Agaricomycetes; Polyporales; Adustoporiaceae.